Molecule: messenger RNA, 1176 nt
Organism: Sitodiplosis mosellana (orange wheat blossom midge)
Lineage: Eukaryota; Metazoa; Arthropoda; Insecta; Diptera; Cecidomyiidae
Product: pickpocket protein 28-like
Exons: 4
Coding region: 1-1176 (391 amino acids)
Biological process (GO): sodium ion transmembrane transport
Cellular component (GO): membrane
Molecular function (GO): ligand-gated sodium channel activity
Source: RefSeq, a predicted model, not a curated record
AUGAGCAAUUUGGUCGACGGUCUCAUCAUACCACGAACCGAAUCGAUUCAUACGACCAUUGAAAAUUUAUGUCCUGGAUAUGAUUCAACAAUUAUUUUUUCGACAUUUCGGGGACAAUUGAUGCGGCUUUGGCCAAUUUUCACCGGUGAAGGCCUUUGCUAUACCUUCAAUUCGCUCAAUUCGCGGGAAAUAUUCACAGAUGAUGUCGACACCGAAUUGAUGACAGUGGAAGUCCCAAAAAAUGCCACGCGUUGGAACAUGGAAAAUGGUUACGAUUCAAAUGUUACAGAGGAUGACAUUUAUCCAUAUCGCGUGUUUAGUUGCGGCUUUAGCGACACGCUGAUAAUUUUAAUGGGCAUCGAUUUGGACGAUUCACAAUUAUAUUGUAACGGAUUAGCACCAGGAUUCCGCGUUUCAUUGCAUAACCCAACUGAUUUACCUCGAUUACCUGAUGGCUUCUUGUUCAUACCAAUCGAACAACAAGUCUACGUUUCGGUUCGACCGAAUGUAAUUACAACAUCUGAUGGAUUGAGACGUUAUAAACCGCAUAAACGCGGCUGUUUUUUCUCAUCCGAACGUCAAUUGAGAUUCUUCAAAUGGUACGGUCAACGUAAUUGCGAAUUCGAAUGCGCGGCAAAUUUUACAUACAAGAUGUGCGGAUGCGUUCAAUUUUUUAUGCCAAGAAUCAAAGGGACAAAGGUGUGCACAAUCGUCGACAAUAAAUGCUAUAUCAAUGCGGCUGAUGAAUUUUCUAAAAAUCUUCUGGUGAAAAAUUGCGAUUGUUUGCCCGAUUGCACAGCAAUUACGUAUGACGUGGAAAUUUCGCAGGCUCAAAAAUAUUAUUCGGCUAGUGACAUUGCUCUGAAAAAUGCACUGAACGAGUCAAGCCAACAGGUGACGAGCAGUUUAUUUGUCGUAUUUAAAGAGCAUCACUUCAUUUCAAUCAACCGAACGGAAUCCUAUACGAUGUCCGAUUUUAUUGCCAGCUGUGGCGGAUUGUUUGGGCUGUUUAUGGGCAUUUCACUGCUAAGCGUUAUCGAACUGAUCUAUUACUUCACUCUGAGACUAUGCUGUAAAUUGAGACAACAAAAGCCAUUACCAACGACGCUUUCGAUUUACAAUAAACGCGGCGACUUUGCCGCAAUGAAAAAACAACUUGAGAGACGACGAUUUUAA